GGAAAGAGGGCGGAAAUAAGCACCUAGAAACCAUGUGGUUGACAUCAUUCUCCGUGGGCGAAGGGACAGACUGUAGUGAGGGCGGAAGUUGCGACAAACUGGUCGGAAGUAGCUUCUCUUCCUUCUAAAUACAUUGGGCUGGAGAAGGAUUGAGGGCGGAUAUCUUGUGUGCCGCGAAGGGACGCAACAAAAGGAAUGGGGCACAAAUGGGAAUGCCAGCGAGAAAAGCGCAUACCCCAUUGCCCUUGCCUAAGCUUGAAUCAGAAAGCAAAGGGGUCUCAGGGUUCCGCUCUUCCUUCUGCAAAACCACCAGCCUCUCUCCCUUUCCAGCUUUCUUGUGAGGAAAGGAACAUUUUUCAACUUUGUCACUUUAAGGAAAACCUAGGGGAAAUCCCAUUCUCUAACCACUUCCAGUUUCCCCUGAAAAUCUAGCGCCCUCUAGGACCCAGGAGGAAGUCUUUUUGUACUUGGGCCUGGCCUGGGGCCGGUCCCCGGGAGGAUUUCCUGGUUUCUGGGGUGGGGCGUGAGCCACCAAGAGAUAGGGAAACGGCCGCCCCGCCCCUGCACCUGUUCCCACCGUCCCAGCCUGGAGGGAUCCUCCAGCCCCCUGCUCUCAGGUUUAGCUACCAUGAAACUGCACCGGAAACCUGUGCUCAGCUACCUUCGGGGAACAGGGGACCGGGCCCCAGAUCAGGAAGGAAUUUUGCUGAAGAAGGGGACCCGCAAUCCCAGCUACCAACGCCGCUGGUUUAUCCUGCGUGGAAAUCUCCUCUACUACCUGGAGCACCAAGGGGAUCGGAGUCCCCUGGGCCUCAUUUUGUUGGACAACUGCCGGGUGGAGCCCCGAGCCAGUACCAGUGGGCUCUACGCUUUUACCAUCCUGGCCUCCGCAGAAGGUGGCCGGUGCUACAAACUGGCAGCAGAGACCAAGAAGGAUUUCGAUAAUUGGCUUCAAGCCUUGGUUUGGGCAGGAUGGAGCCAGCUGUGGGAGCUCCUGCAGCCCUUACAGGAGCAGUAUCAAAGAGCGUGCCGAGAGGCUGGAGUGGAGCCCCGAUCCCCACCACAGGAAGAGCUAUUUCUGAGCCUCCCCUGCUCUCCAGCUCCCUCUGGCUUCCCGGAGUUGCACCAACGCUUUGGGGAAGAGAUUCAGGCACUUGCCAGGUCCAGGGCCGCCAGGAGGCAAGUGGACCUCACAGAAUUUGGGUGAAGGAGGAACCAGAAUCCUGGGUUUGGGAGAGAGAAUGAUAUGGCAGGUGUAGAGCUCUCUUAAGGGACAUCUGGGACUGACAGUUGUUUUGGGACAAAACAAAGGGGGUUCACACAGCCUGGAAACACACUUCAAUAAAAGUCCCAAAGCUAA
Sarcophilus harrisii (Tasmanian devil) is the source of this 1360-nucleotide messenger RNA. Its product is annotated as sesquipedalian-1. Gene Ontology annotation, cellular component: early endosome; recycling endosome; trans-Golgi network. NCBI's taxonomy places the organism in Eukaryota, Metazoa, Chordata, Mammalia, Dasyuromorphia, Dasyuridae. Gene Ontology annotation, biological process: endosome organization; receptor recycling; retrograde transport, endosome to Golgi. The record is from RefSeq and is a predicted model, not a curated record. The transcript has 2 exons. The coding region runs from base 629 to 1207 and encodes 192 amino acids.